Molecule: messenger RNA, 695 nt
Organism: Boleophthalmus pectinirostris (great blue-spotted mudskipper)
Lineage: Eukaryota; Metazoa; Chordata; Actinopteri; Gobiiformes; Gobiidae
Product: hemoglobin subunit beta-2-like
Exons: 4
Coding region: 134-628 (164 amino acids)
Biological process (GO): hydrogen peroxide catabolic process; oxygen transport
Cellular component (GO): blood microparticle; haptoglobin-hemoglobin complex; hemoglobin complex
Molecular function (GO): oxygen binding; haptoglobin binding; organic acid binding
Source: RefSeq, a predicted model, not a curated record
ACAAAAACAAACUUCACAAUCAUUUGAGGAGGUAUUGUAUAAUUCAAUGCAAAACCAUGUGAUAAUAACACAAUGGAGAGCAUAUUAUCUGUGCUGAAGCUUUUCAAUUGACUCUAAGUAAAGACACUAUUCCAUGUUUUUGCUAUCUUCACUGUUUAUUAUUAGUCGAAGCAGCAGAGACACCAUGGUUGAGUGGACUGAUUCCGAGCGUAACAUCAUCACCAGCAUCUUCUCCACAAUGGACUAUGAUGAUAUUGGGCCCAAAGCUCUGUGCAGGUGUCUCAUUGUCUACCCAUGGACUCAGAGGUACUUUGGUGGCUACGGUAACCUCUACAAUGCCACCGCCAUAAAAACCAAUCCGCUAAUCGCUGCGCACGGCAUCAAGGUGCUCCACGGAUUGGACAGGGCCAUCAAGAACAUGGACGACAUCAAGGCCACGUACGCCGAGCUGAGUGUGCUGCACUCUGAGAAACUGCACGUGGAUCCUGACAACUUCAGGCUGCUGGCAGACUGCUUGGCUAUUGUGAUUGCCGCUAAGAUGGGUCCCUCCUUCACCUCGGAAAUCCAGGCUGCCCUCCAGAAGUUCGUGUCUGUGGUUGUGUCUGCUCUGGGCAGACAGUACCACUAAACUCCGGGCCAUGGCUGGAGAAGUGUCUCUGUUCUGAUGAAAUUAAAAAUAAAGUUCUGCAAAAUCA